GGCCGGCAGGCCGUGCACACCCCGCAGGCGCCGCGGAGCAGCGAGGUCCCAGGCGGCAGCGCUCGGCGCCGUGCUCGCCCCGGCCAGGCCAUGAAGGUCGAGUUUGCGCCGCUCAACAUCCCUCUGGCGCGGCGGCUGCAGACGGCGGCGGUGCUGCAGUGGGUGCUGUCCUUCCUGCUGCUCGCACAGGUGUUCCUUGGAGUCAUUGUGUUCCUGAUCAUAUACAACUACUGGUUCCUCUACAUCCCUUACUUGACAUGGCUUUACUUUGACUGGCAAACUCCAGAGCAAGGAGGCAGGAGAUCUGACUGGGUCAGAAGCUGGUCCGUUUGGAGAUACUUUAAGGACUAUUUUCCAAUUCAUCUCAUCAAAACUUGGGAUUUGGACCCAAGUCACAACUACAUAUUUGGGUUUCACCCCCAUGGAGUGCUUGUUACUGGAGCCUUUGGAAACUUUUGUACAAAUUAUUCAAACUUCAAGGAGCUGUUUCCCGGCCUCACUGCGUAUCUUCAUGUGCUUCCAUUUUGGUUCCGGUGUCCGCUCUUCCGAGAAUAUCUGAUGAGUAGUGGAAUAGUCUCAGUUUCCAAGAAAAGUGUGUCUCACGUGCUAAGUAAGGAAGGAGGUGGAAACAUCUCAGUCAUUGUGCUUGGGGGUGCAGAGGAAUCACUGGACGCCCAUCCUGGAAAGUUCACUCUGUUCAUCCGCCAGCGGAAGGGAUUUGUGAAAAUUGCUUUGACUCAUGGUGCUUAUUUGGUGCCAGUGUUUUCUUUUGGUGAAAAUGAACUAUUUAAACAAGUUAGCAACCCUGAAGGCUCAUGGCUUCGAACUGUGCAGGAGAAACUACAGAAGAUCGUGGGAUUUACUUUGCCCCUGUUCCAUGCCAGAGGAGUUUUUCAAUACAAUUUUGGCCUAAUGCCCUAUAGGAAACCCAUCCACACUGUUGUUGGCCGCCCAAUCCCUGUUCAUCCGACCCUGUACCCAACCCCAGCGCAGGUUGAGGAGUUGCAUCAGACCUACAUGGAGGAGCUAAGGAAAUUAUUUGAGGAGCACAAAGGGAAGUAUGGUAUUCCAGAAAAUGAAACUCUCGUUUUUAGAUAACCAUCCUCUUAGAAGGCGCGCGAGAGGGCGAGAGAACAUCCCAUGGACAGAACAAAUCUUUUAAAUAAAUUAAAUUUUUUCUUUGACGAUGGAAUUACAUUUGCAACGGAAAAGUAUUAUGUAUAGUGACAGAUGUUGAUGUUUAUCUAUGGGUGACUAUAGGGUAAAGGUUGGAGGUAAUUAGGAGCCUUUCAAGAGUCUUCCUCAUUUAAGAAGGUAAAAAUCGUCGUGCAAGUUAAGGUUUAGAAUUAUUCAUGUGCUUAAAAAAAAUGGCAGCUUCAAAAAAAUAAUUUGACCCUUUUACUAAAUAUCACAAGAAUUUAAUGUGGCGUUUUCACUGAAUAUGACAGCUGUUGUUCAGCACAGCUGGAACAUUUAUGAGACAGUGUGUAAAAUAAUUUGCCAUGUAGAGCUAAAGGAGAUCAUUUCUUUUUUUUUUUCUGCUUGAACAGGCCAUUUGUUAGUGAAUAAUGUUACUUUUAAGACUUAGAUAACUUGAUCCUUUAUGUCAUUUUGGAAAUAGGAUGAAUCUACCAUAUGGAAACCCAUGUGGAUGAGACCAUGUCUUCUCUUUUCUAAUUAUGCUUAGAAAUAGUCACCAUCGUCAUUUGCUUAGAAACAUGUUCAUUUGCUACAGAUAAGGAGGUCUUUUGGAAGACAUGCUUUUGAUGGGUUUUAAGACACUAAGAUUCCAAAAAGUUUUCACGGUAACAGAAGGGGUUUUAAUUUUCUUCCCAUAUGGCCUCUUUGAGUAAGAUGAGCUCUGAGAGACAGUGCCCUCUCUGGUGAGAUGUGACCAGUUCACCAUUGACUCAGGUUAUGUGAUUCUUCCUAAAGGAGACCGUCAGGUCUGAGAGAGGGGAAGCCUUGUCCUUCCUGUUCAUGGGUGUCUCUCUAGGGCCUGGGUCAGCUCAUGACACUUAGUAGGCAUGAAAUGAGUACUUGUUGAAUGGAUGUAUUUCUAGAUACACACACAAACUUUGCCAUAAGGUGAAGAAUGUUUAGAGCUGUACCAGAGGAUAAGAAAAGGCACACUUUUAGAAGGGGAUAAUUUGUGUCUGAUUGUCCCACGCCAGUCAUUGACAGUGCUGCAGGCUGGUUUGUAAGGAGCAAGUCAGAAGGGGGUUUCUGAGAAUUAGUCACUAAGGGUUAAGUAAUUAUUCAGUAAGUAAGAAGAAUAUCUAGGUUCCCGUUGGUCUCCACUGCUGCGUGUCUUUCUAUACCUCCUCCACUCUCAGUAUUUGGGGGCAACUUUAUUGAGUUGUUCUAACUUAUUGUUAAUAUGUGUUAACACCCCUAAUUUUUAAAACAUCAAGACCAGGGCUGGAGCCUGGAUUGGGUUUAGCCACAGCAAAACACAAUCAUGGUAGAUAAUGCCAUGAGUAGAAAAGCAUUUCAGGGACUUCCCUAGUGGUGCAGUGGUUGGGAAUCUACCUGCCAAUUCAGGGGACACGGGUUCGAGCCCUGGUCUGGGAAGAUCCCACAUGCUGCGGAGCAACUAAGCCUGUGCACCUCAACGACUGAGCUUGCACUCUAGAGCCUGUGAGCCACAACUACUGAGCCCACACACCACAACUACUGAAGCCUGUGUGCAUAGACCCUGUGCUUCGCAACAAGAGAAGCCACCACAAUGAGAAGCCCAUGCACUGUAAUGAAGAGUAGCCCCCACUCUCCACAACUAGAGAAAGCCCACACACAGCAACGAAGACCUAAUGCAGCCAAUAAAUAAAUAUAUCUUUAAAAAAAAAAGGAAGAAAAAAAAAAGAAAAGCAUCUCACACACACAAAAAGGGAACCUUCUCAAUUGUUCCAUAGAAGACUUUUAGGCCAACAUCACUUUGGCUUCAUGUGGCUACCAGUCCAAGAAUCCACUGACCCAUGACCUUAAAAUUCGAUCAGUUUUUUGUGUCAAAGCAGGGAAUAGGACACAUCCUAUCUCAUUCUCUCUCUCUCUGUGUUUUUAUUUGGCCACAUCUCGUGGCUUACAGGAUCUUAGUUCCGCAACCAGGGAUUGAAUCUAGGCCCUGACAGUGAAAGUGCUGCGUCCUACCCACUGGACCACCAGGGAAUUCCCAGGACACAUCCUAUUUUAAUAGAUAUGGAUAAUUUAACUAUAAAUCCUUUUUGGUAUCACUCAAUAUCAAACAAAUGUAAAAAGAGCACCGUUUACAUAAAACUACACCCUAGCUGGUCAGGGGUGAGUCUUUCUGAGCAAAGCUGUGAGGCCCAAAUAACCACAACAACUAAAGGCCUUUAAGUAUUGUAAAACCCAUGAACUUCAUUCCUUUGGAGAAGUUUAUGAAAAUCUCAUAGCACAGUCUUUUGCGAUUUCACAAGGUAUGACUUUUAAUCUCACACUCAGUAGUGAGGGGGCCAA
Hippopotamus amphibius kiboko is the source of this 3474-nucleotide messenger RNA. RefSeq names its product monoacylglycerol O-acyltransferase 1 (gene MOGAT1). NCBI's taxonomy places the organism in Eukaryota, Metazoa, Chordata, Mammalia, Artiodactyla, Hippopotamidae. Bases 91 to 1098 code for a protein of 335 amino acids. Gene Ontology annotation, cellular component: endoplasmic reticulum membrane. Gene Ontology annotation, molecular function: diacylglycerol O-acyltransferase activity. Gene Ontology annotation, biological process: diacylglycerol biosynthetic process; triglyceride biosynthetic process. The transcript has 6 exons. The record is from RefSeq and is a predicted model, not a curated record.